Molecule: messenger RNA, 810 nt
Organism: Aspergillus nomiae NRRL 13137
Lineage: Eukaryota; Fungi; Ascomycota; Eurotiomycetes; Eurotiales; Aspergillaceae
Exons: 1
Coding region: 1-810 (269 amino acids)
Source: RefSeq, a predicted model, not a curated record
AUGGACGGCAUCCAUCCACCGCGACUGCGGACGGACAAAGCGCGCGAGCUGUUUUUGGAGACCUUGCAGGAGGUCUUCCAGCAGCAGGCAGAGGAGUGGGCCGCCGAGACUGGCGAGGAGGCGCCCGGGCCGAUUCCGAAAUGUCACGAGCUGGGGGUGUUUCUUAAAUACGCUCACGCGGUUGUGGAUCCAGACUUCCGCCGCGCCGGAAUCGCCCCGUUUGAGGCCGGGCUUGAGGUUUUGGGAGUCCAUGAGGCGGACUUGGCCGAGACACAGCCCGAGCGGUACUACGAGCUGGUCCAGGAAGAGUGCGCGCGCGUGCGGGAGAAUCUGGAGGAUGACGAGCUCUCGGAUCUGGUUAAUAAAUCCCUGAUUGCCCCCAAUCUUGAGGUCGACGAUCUGGAAGUAAAGGCCGGCGUGAUCACUGGCACCGGCUAUGUCGAUGAAUAUCCUCAGUGGUAUAGUACCUAUCUCUACUGCCGUCAUCGGGUGGAUGCAGAUGAGAACAAGGAUAAUAUCCCUGAUGCCCCAAAUAUCCACGAUUGGGGGUGGCGGGUGGUCUUUCUCGACGCCGAGCCGGUGAGCUACCUUACUCCUCUAGUCCUGUACGGGCGCAAGCCGCGGUUUGACUCGAUCCCCGAGUUUUUAGAUUGGUACUGUACCUGGCUGGACCACCUGGAUGCCCGGGGUAUACUGAGCCUUCGCCGUCAUGCGAAUAGAUGUGAAACCGAUUGCGAGUCAGACUGUGAAAUACACAACUUUGCACCGGCCCCUUUUCCUCCUGGUUAUGGUGAGAAGCAAUGUAUCUAG